GUGACCAUCGACGUCACGCUUUCGUAUGCUUUUGGAUUCGGGCAGAAGAAGAUGGCGGCCUCCUCAGGAGUUAAAGUCCCUCGCAAUUUUCGUUUGUUGGAAGAGCUUGAGGAAGGACAGAAGGGUGUCGGUGAUGGGACAGUGAGCUGGGGUCUGGAGGAUGAUGAGGAUAUGACUCUCACGCGGUGGACGGGCAUGAUCAUCGGACCUGCACGAACUAAUUACGAAAACAGGAUAUACAGCCUGAAAGUGGAGUGUGGACCUAAAUAUCCCGAAUUACCACCGAAUAUUAGAUUUGUUACAAAAAUUAGCAUGAAUGGAAUAAAUAAUUCCAAUGGGAUGGUGGAUGCACGUAGCAUACCAAUUCUAGCAAAAUGGCAAAACUCAUAUAGCAUUAAAGUCGUUCUUCAAGAGCUAAGGCGUCUUAUGAUGUCCAAAGAGAAUAUGAAGCUUCCUCAACCACCGGAAGGACAGACGUACAGCAAUUAAUUGUAAAUGAUUGUUAUGACCCUCUGUCUUAAACCUUACUCUCUUAGAAAUGUCUUGUAAAUCAUCAGAAAAAGAAAAAAAACAAAACUAUUGCUCACUCCACACUCAGUCUCCGCUGCAGGAGCACAAUUGGACAUUUCUAAUAGUCGAGCUUGAGAAGCAAAGAAAGGAAAAUGCUUAUUGUGUGGCACCAUGUUCAGUUCUGUUUUGAAAUCAAGAGUGCACAAAUCUCUCUCUUCCAGUUACAUUUACAUCGACCACAAGCUUUGUUGAUGAGCUGUGAAUCCUGUCAGCAUAGACGCAGAAAGAAGGCAUGCUAGGUGAGGUUUAUACAGAUCUGUUCAUUUUAAGUUAAAGUAAUGGGACACCAAAACUUAAAGAAAAAAAAUUAGGAUGCAUAAACAAUGGCAUGCUUAUUAAAAAAAAAAAGGAAAAAGAAACAUAAAAAAGCAGCUAAGUUAACGUUUAAAGAACUUUCUUUUGUGUGUGUGUCUGAACCCCUCACUGACAAUAACCAAUUAAGGGUCCUAAAAGUGUGCCUGUAGUCUUCUAGUAGACUUUCUCUUCUGUUCUGUUCGGUUUUUAUUUUUAACGUCUGUAUUUGACACAAUCGCAAUUUGUUUCAGCGUGUUGUAAUCGGAUGCUCUGUUCUGUUCUGUUCUGAAAGCAAGCCGUGCGCAAGGAUCUGUCGGGUGCAUUAAAAUGUGACUCUCCAACCUGCUGUCAGACUCUGUUUGUACACGAGUCGCUCACAGAAAUACGCUGAGGUGUUACCGUACGAAUAAAGCAGCAAACCCUCGCCAUUCAGGGACGGGAUGCGCUGUUUUGCAUCGUUUGAACGACACAGCCUUAUUUCUACAGUGAUAGAUUAAUUUUAUACUCCCAUUGACCUCAUAUCACUGCAAGGUAACUAAACAUAAGUGUGUGUUGCGAUCGUCACAUUUGAAUUGCUCAUCUAUCUGAACGUUUUGCACACUUCGUGAGGUGACGUACUGUGAAAAUCAUUUACGAGUGAGUUUGAGGUAGGGUGUUUUCAUUAGGAUCACUGAUUGUGUUAAUAAGAUUUGCUGUACGCUUGCCCUUGCUUAACCACAGUGCUUUACGACUCCACCUGCAACUGCGACGGCAUGCUGUUAUGUAGCUUUCAUUACAACACCAAGUAAUUAUAAGGUUAGAAGCACUGUUAUAAUCCUUAGGUACUCUUAACAAAGUUAAUCAUUGAAUUAAAUUCCAGCGAAUGGUCGGGGUUUGUUGUGCUGUUGUUCAUUUAUGCUUCGGUUGGCUAUGACCUUUUUAUUAAAGUCUUCGUUAGCAAAAAUCUAAUAGGCAGUUGUCGUGCAAAUGAAUAUAUGUAGUGGCAGUUUUCUUACGGUCUCUACAUUUUCAGAGCCACAAAUGAAAUCACCCUGUAAUGCAUCUUAAGAACUUUUUUUUCCUCCUCCCUGUUCAUGUUUUUCUUUCUUUCUUUUUUUUUUUUUUUUAAAGACGUAUAAUCAAAUUAAGUUGAAUUAUGUCACACCGGGUCUAUGUUCAGAAUAAUAAAACAAACGUUGUGGAACACA
Pimephales promelas (fathead minnow) is the source of this 2051-nucleotide messenger RNA. It is a transcript of the gene ube2v2, whose product is annotated as ubiquitin-conjugating enzyme E2 variant 2. The record is from RefSeq and is a predicted model, not a curated record. Lineage: Eukaryota; Metazoa; Chordata; Actinopteri; Cypriniformes; Leuciscidae.